AAAAAAACAUCUCGUGAUCAUUUAUUAACUCUAGAAAAUUAUAGCCGUAUUCAUUACUACAAACAACAACCUCGCCAUUAUUAGAAAACCCCCUUCUCUUUUCUGUUUUCACACUUCACAUUUCAUUUCUAUGGAGAAGAAUUUUGUAAAACUAUUUCUGGUGCUAAUAUUUCUCAGCUCAUUGCAACUGCUUCAAGCUUCUGGAGAAAAAAAUCCACAACAGAAGUUGAGAUUUGAUAGCAAAAAUGGGGAAUUUAGGAUACUGCAGGUGGCGGAUAUGCAUUACGGAAAUGGAAAAUCGACGCCGUGUGAGGAUGUGCUGCCGCAGCAGAUGUCUUCCUGUUCCGAUCUUAAUACCACUGCUUUCAUUCUCCGUAUGAUUCAUGCCGAGAAACCUCAUCUCAUCGUUUUCACCGGGGACAACAUUUUCGGAUAUGAUGCAACGGACGCUGCAAAAUCCAUGGAUGCUGCCUUUGCUCCUGCAAUUUCUUCAAACAUACCAUGGGCUGCUAUACUAGGAAAUCAUGACCAAGAAUCUACACUUUCGAGGGAAGGCGUAAUGAAACAUAUUGUUGGCAUGAAAAAUACCUUAUCUCAGCUGAAUCCUCGUGAAUUUCCAGAUAUUGAUGGUUUUGGAAAUUAUAAUUUGGAAGUCCAUGGGACUGAGGGUUCCGAGCUGGCUAAUAAAUCCGUUCUCAAUCUAUAUUUCCUUGACAGUGGAGACUACUCUACUGUCCCAUCCAGGAUCCCUGGUUAUGGUUGGAUUAAACCUUCUCAACAGCUUUGGUUUCAACGCACAUCUAAGAAGCUUAAGAAAACUUACAUGUACAAUUCAAGUGCUAAGAAGGCUCCUGCUCCAGGCCUUGCCUACUUUCAUAUUCCGCUGCCUGAAUAUGCAAGCUUUGACUCAUCAAACUUCACAGGGGUUAGACAAGAAGGCAUAAGCUCUGCUUCAAUAAAUUCAGGCUUCUUCACCACUAUGGUGGAAGCUGGUGAUGUAAAGGCCGUAUUCACUGGCCAUGAUCACAUAAAUGAUUUUUGUGGAAAGUUGAUGGACAUAAAUCUUUGCUAUGCUGGAGGCUUUGGAUAUCAUGCGUAUGGGAAGGACGGAUGGUCGAGGAGGGCAAGGAUGGUAGCAGUAUCUUUGGAGAAAACAGGGAAAGGAGGAUGGGGAGCUGUCAAAUCUAUUAAAACAUGGAAGCGACUUGAUGAUGAACAUCUUACUAUCAUCGAUAGUCAGGUGCUUUGGAGCAAGAGCUCUGCUGGUAAGGUUCUGAGAGGGUACUCGUAGAAAAAAGCCUAUUGGCCACCAGUAAGAAGAGUCUUACUACUGAAGCAUGAGCAAAAAUUGUUAGCAGAGGCUUCUUCAAUUCAUAUCUAUUGGAAAGGUUGUACCUGUUGUCAGGGUUAUUUACUCAGGUCAAAAGUUCUUUAAUGUGUAAUGCUUAAAGGUAAUGUAGGAGCAAUAUAUGCAGGUCACAUUCAGAGAAGAAAAAUAGGGACCAAAUGAUGUAUUGAAGAAAGAUUAAUAUAGUUUGCAUUUCAAAGAGAUGUACUAAAAGACAUGAACUAUUUUGUAGGACUUGCGUCCAAAUAUAAAGACGUUAUGCAUUUCCAUUGAUACGAUUAUUCUAUUUAAGAAA
Messenger RNA from Nicotiana tabacum (common tobacco), 1643 nucleotides. Its product is annotated as putative inactive purple acid phosphatase 29. Gene Ontology annotation, cellular component: cytoplasm. The record is from RefSeq and is a predicted model, not a curated record. NCBI's taxonomy places the organism in Eukaryota, Viridiplantae, Streptophyta, Magnoliopsida, Solanales, Solanaceae. Gene Ontology annotation, molecular function: hydrolase activity, acting on ester bonds.